Molecule: messenger RNA, 1507 nt
Organism: Erythranthe guttata (spotted monkey flower)
Lineage: Eukaryota; Viridiplantae; Streptophyta; Magnoliopsida; Lamiales; Phrymaceae
Product: E3 ubiquitin ligase PARAQUAT TOLERANCE 3
Biological process (GO): protein ubiquitination; ubiquitin-dependent protein catabolic process; mRNA processing
Cellular component (GO): nucleus
Molecular function (GO): nucleic acid binding; ubiquitin protein ligase activity; zinc ion binding
Source: RefSeq, a predicted model, not a curated record
CUCAAUUCUAUCGUCUCAUCAUCGAUUAUUGCGUCUUCCCCUUUGAGAGCUUUGAAACCCUAGUUACUUCCAUCAAUUGUUGAUUUACUCUUAUCCGAUCAUAAAACUGAUUUUAUUCGGAGAAUUUCUAAUUGAAACUGCCUGCUCUACAAUUGUUGAUUUCGCGUGCUAUUCUCUGCAAUUAAUCGGUCGAUUCCGGCGAAAUAUUCGAUAUUUGAAGUUAGGGUUCCUUCGGACAUUCGUCGAGAGAUUUGCGGUAGAGAUUCCAUCCGGUCGAGGAGGCGUUGCUCUGGCGAAUAGAUUCGAGUCGAGUAUUAGUGGUGUACUUCUCCGAUCUGCGUAAUUUCUGGUUGUUUGGUUGAAUUUGAUCGGAAUCCAGAUAUUCGUUUGUCUCUGUGGAAGUUGGAAGAAUUUCUCUGAAUUUGAAUGUUCUUCGAGCCCUUGGAGGAUUAGAAGACAAUUAGUGGCUUUGAUUAUUUUUUGUUAGGAAAAAAAAUUAAAAAAAAAAAAAGAAAGAAAGAAAUAAUUUCUUGACUUUCUAUUGUACUGUUAUUGAUUUCCUCUCGAAUUGUUUUAAUCGAAGAUCACUAUUCCAGGCCUUUCAUUUUGUAUUACUAUUUGAAAGAUAUGUAUAUGGCUGUUUAUUAUAUAUUUGAAAGUUCAAAUGAUUAUGAAUCAGUUGCCCUCGACAGCCACUCGAUACAGGUGGGACACUUGAAAGAAAGAAUAAUCGAGUUAAAGAAUUUGGGCAACGGUACUGAUUUUGACCUCGUCGUAACCAACGUCCAGACUGGUGAAGAGUACCUUGAUGAAGGAAUAUUAAUUCCCAACAAUACUUCAGUUUUAAUACGCCGAGUUCCUAGACGUCCUCGCAGGCCCAUAGUUACUGCACCCGUCAUUGAACUUGAAGAUCAACCUUCUGAUGCUCUUGGCUCUGGUAUAGAUUUCAGAUGGGGUAUGGUUGGACGUGGUUUUGGUCGAGGUGGAUUUGACAGGGAAACUCCACCACGAGGGUACAUAUGUCACAGGUGCAAGGUGCCUGGGCAUGUUAUUCGGCACUGCCCAACAAAUGGUGAUCCCAAUUUUGACAUAAGAAGAGUCAGAUCUCCAAGUGGAGCUGUUGCACUUUUGAAUCCCAAUGAGGAAUUGUCUGUGCCAAGGAGAAUGACGGACAACAUGCUUUUCACUCGCUUUUCGGCUUUCAGAAUUGAUUGAAUAAAGGAAUGAAGACGGAGAUUAUUACCUAGUUAUUAGGGCCAAGAGGCAAUGGUUUUGAGAGGAGUAGCCUUUUAUUGCGAUAAAACGGAUAGGAUUGAAGGCGAUUCCGAUUAUUAAGAUUGGAAAAACGGUAUUUUAGCUACAUGUUCAAGAAUCGUUUUCUUUUUUAGUUUGUUCACUUUUUUUCCGUUUUGCUUAAUGUUGAAUUCUUAUGUUUUCAAUCACAUACACAUUUUGGUGUUUAAACUCUGAUGAGCUUAAUUAGUCUAGUAAUAACAUACUCACUUGC